Messenger RNA from Ixodes scapularis (black-legged tick), 2905 nucleotides. RefSeq names its product ralA-binding protein 1. The transcript is spliced from 15 exons. The record is from RefSeq and is a predicted model, not a curated record. The coding region runs from base 433 to 2538 and encodes 701 amino acids. NCBI's taxonomy places the organism in Eukaryota, Metazoa, Arthropoda, Arachnida, Ixodida, Ixodidae. Gene Ontology annotation, molecular function: small GTPase binding; GTPase activator activity. Gene Ontology annotation, biological process: small GTPase-mediated signal transduction.
UUUUUUUGGCAGAUCCCCCAAAGGUCGUCCUGGUGAUAUCCCACACCGCCUGGCGAUAGUUACAAAAUUACAGAGGGGAAGAAAAUUUCCUCAAAGGCAAAAGGAGGAAUCAUACCUUUGGUUUUUAGUUUCUAGGCUAGGUGGCGCGAGCUACUCCCCUUUUAAUAGGUGCAGGUACAUCCAUCAGAGGUAUACACGGCUCCGGCAUCCAUCCGUUCAUCCAUCCGCGUUCGCGUUCUUCACGUCGACUGACGACGACGGCGGAGAAGCGGUAUAACCAGCUGAAGCUCUGUUCCAGUGCGCCCGAGCUGAUCCAAGAACUGACGAUGCUCCCGAGCCCCAGUUCCAUUCCUGAACCCCAAAUCACGUAAACGGUCGACAGCGCCGCAACAGAGCGGGAGUAAUUCCUACGAAUCUCAACAUUAGGUAAUAAUGGACUUCGAGAGCCCUGACGUCGAGAAGGAUUUCCCGGGACUGUACGCUUCGGAGUCGAUCGGAAAAAGCCAGGAGAGGGACGCCAACUACAGUGACGAGGAAAAAGUCUCAAAGAAGGAACUGCUGAUUGGGAAACUAAAAGACAAGAAGGAAAAGAAAGACAAAGGCUAUGUUGCUUUUGAAGGGGAAAGUUCUGAUGGAGAGAUGGAUGAGUCCAAGGGCAAGGGUAAAAAAAGUAAGGCGCCAUUCAAGUUUCCGGGCAAAGAAAAGAAAGAGAAGUCUCUGAAGAGCAAAGACAGCAAGGACGGACCCAAAUCCAAGGACUCCAAGGAAGCCAAGAAGGACCCAGACAGAGACUCCAAGAAAAAGAAAGAGAGCAAGGUGAAGCUCGGCAAGAAGAAGAAGAAGCACGAGUUGGAAAAGGCCGAGAACCCCAUUUUCGGCGUGCCUUUGUUGACUGCCCUGGAGAGAAACCCGUCGCACGACGGCGUGGAGCUUCCGGCGCUAGUGAGGGAGUGCAUCGACUACAUCGAAGAACAUGGCAUGACGUGCGAGGGCAUCUACAGGAUGUCCGGGGUCAAAUCCAAGGUUCAGCAGCUGAGAGCCCGCUGCAAUCGCCACGAGUCGCUGUGUCUCAGCGAGCAUGAGCCUCACGUCGUGGCAAGCCUGCUGAAGCAGUUUCUCAGGGAGCUGCCGGACCCCGUGCUCACCAGCGAGCUGUGCCCCAAAUUCGAGGAGGCCGCCAGCAUAAAAGACGAAACGAAGCGCGUGGAAGCCAUUCAAAGGUUGAUAGAGCAGCUGCCAAACCCUAACCGACUGUUGCUCUCCUGGGUGUUUGUGCACAUGACCAAUGUCAUCCGCAUGGAGAAGCACAACAAGAUGAACCUCCAGAAUGUGUCCAUUGUUCUGAGCCCCAGUAUGCAAAUCAGCCACAGGGUGCUGCACGCACUCUUUUCUCACGCGUCCAUUUUCUUCAAGGACGUGCAACUUAAAAAGUAUGUGCGGAAGAUCCACCCGGACUCUUCGCGCCAGUCCCUUGACCUGCCCGAGACGCCGGCUGCCAUAGAGGAGGAGCUGAGCCACCAGGAGCAGGUGCUGAACGAGAUCCACGCUGAACUCAACGCUGGCCUCAGGGACCCACAAAAGGAGGAGCAGUUGUGGGAGGUCCAGCGCGUUGUGACUCAACUCAAGCGCAAGCUCCGCGUCUUGAAGCAAGUGAAGAAGGUUCCACCGGAGGUGCCCGCUCCAGACACCGGCGACUCCAUCGACACGAGGCUCCAGCUCCCGCCUGUCCCGGAGCAGGCGGGACAGCCCUCCGAGCCAGCCAAGACGGUGCUGGCCCCUCCCCCUUCCAUGCCGCAAGGCCCUAAGGUCAUCGCGUGCAAGAUGUCGGCCUCCGCCAGCGCCGGCCACGUCCUUUCGGAGGCCGUUGCGGUCCAAAACGGGACGGUGCAGCCCACUCCGCGGAGCUCCACGACUCCGUUGGAUGCCGGUGUUUCCCCGUCGAAGCCACCGGGGUCGAGGGAGGUAGUUUCGGAACAGCGAGAGUUUGCCUCCAGUGUUCAGGAGGAUGCAGCUGGCAGUGGAGAAAUGCAGGCCACCGGUGAUCUCAAGGACGACACCUGCGAGAAACAUUUGACCGAAGGCGAGACAGACUUUGUGCCUCCCGCCGAAGCCAAGCUGUCCGAGGAGGAGGAGGAGGUUGACCCCGAGAUGGUGGUGAUGAGGCAGGAGGAGACCGAGCUGCUGCUGCACCAGGAGGAGCUGCUGUCCCUGGGGGACGAGCUGAGGCGCAAGAUCGCUGCAGAACGGGCCGAGAUUGAGCGACUCAGGAGCGAGAUCGUCGAGUACCAGAAGCUGGCCAAGUACAAGCAAUACUCCGUGGAGUCGGCCGAAUGCAGCAGCUCUGGGACCGAGGGAAGCGAGAGCGAGGGUGAAGACGAGCUAAAGCAGAUCCUCUCUCAGCUGAUGGACGACAACAAGCAACUCUCUCAACAAGCGGCGGAGCUGAGUCAGAAGAUCCUCAAGGAGCGGGAGGCGUGCGUCGACAUAAAGGUGAAGAUGCGCCUGCUGCAGAACGAAGCAAAGAUGCUGAAAAUCUGAUUGACGCCGCAGCCGCCGGGAACAGGCGUCCCGUCAAAGCAUUUGUACUGCCAAAUCUCUCCGAAAAUUCAUUCCACUCACGUUUUUCUCGUCAAGUCUCUCUCAUUUUGUUUUCUCACUGUAGGUGGCAGUGUGUGGUAUCUUGCAAAAGCUACUUGUUUGUUGCGGAGCUUUCAAGGAGCCAGUUCAUUUGAUGACUUGUCGAGAUUAGUUUGUGCGAUGAAGUAGGUUGUGACUUUUUUCUUUUUCUUCCGGCCUAGUUUUUUUAGUGCAACUUAUCGACACAACGUGCUGUGUAUUUAUUUUAGGUGACGAUGCUGCGUUAUGAACCUAAUAAACUGCAGUUGCAUUUGUUGGUGCAAAAAAA